Orycteropus afer afer is the source of this 1112-nucleotide messenger RNA. The record is from RefSeq and is a predicted model, not a curated record. Lineage: Eukaryota; Metazoa; Chordata; Mammalia; Tubulidentata; Orycteropodidae.
AUCCAGUCGCUGCGGUCCCGCUGCGCGGCCACGCGCCUCUGCCAGUGAAGCCAGGCGCUAUUUCUCCAGUCCAGAAGAAGAUGGCAAAGGUGACUAAGGACCUCAACCCCGGAAUUCAAAAGGAAAAUAUGCAAGUCCUGCAAGUGCAGCCAAGAAGACCACUGCCUAAGCUCUGACCUGGAAGAUGACCGGAAAAUUGGCCGUUUGCUGAUGGACUCCAAGUAUUCCACCCUUACAGCCCGAGUGAAAGGGGGGGAUGGCAUCCGGAUCUACAAAAGGAACCGUAUGAUCAUGACUAACCCUAUUGCCACUGGGAAAGAUCCGACCUUUGACACCAUCACCUAUGAGUGGGCUCCCCCAGGAGUCACCCAGAAACUGGGCCUCCAGUACAUGGAGCUCAUCCCAAAGGAGAAGCAGCCAGUGACCGGGACCGAGGGUGCCUAUUACCGCCGGCGCCAGCUCAUGCAUCAGCUGCCCAUUUAUGACCAGGACCCCUCGCGCUGCCGCGGACUUUUGGAGAAUGAGUUGAAAGUGAUGGAGGAAUUUGUCAAGAAAUAUAAGACCGAGGCCCUCGGUGUGGGAGAAGUGGCCCUCCCAGGGCAGGGCGGCUUGCCCAAGGAGGAAGGGAAGCAACAGGAAAAGCCAGAGGGUGCAGAGACCACCGCCCCAACCACCAACGGCAGUAUUGGGGAUCCAUCCAAAGACGUGGAAUAUGUCUGUGAGCUCUGCAAGGGGGUGGCCCCAGCAGAUAGCCCUGUGGUCUACUCGGACCGGGCAGGCUACAACAAGCAGUGGCAUCCAGCCUGCUUCAUGUGCACCAAGUGCUCUGAGCCGCUGGUGGACCUCAUCUACUUCUGGAAGGAUGGUGCACCCUGGUGUGGCCGCCAUUACUGUGAGAGCCUGAGGCCCCGGUGCUCCGGUUGUGAUGAGAUAAUAUUCUCGGAGGAUUAUCAGCGCGUGGAAGACCUGGCCUGGCACCGAAAGCAUUUUGUCUGCGAGGGAUGCGAGCAGCAGUUGAGUGGCCGGGCGUACAUUGUCACCAAGGGUCAGCUUCUAUGCCCAACUUGCAGCAAAUCCAAACGCUCCUGAAAGGUUGCCCACCCACAGCCAGA